Messenger RNA from Penicillium subrubescens, 282 nucleotides. RefSeq lists its product as uncharacterized. Lineage: Eukaryota; Fungi; Ascomycota; Eurotiomycetes; Eurotiales; Aspergillaceae. Bases 1 to 282 code for a protein of 93 amino acids. The transcript is spliced from 2 exons. The record is from RefSeq and is a predicted model, not a curated record.
AUGGCAAAUGAAGCGAAGGUGACACAGUCCGACUUGGCGAGCCGCUGGCAAAAUUUUACCACCGCCACAUUUCAAGAGUCUGAUAGGAAAGCCGCUCACCAGAUCGAUGCGUCCCUGACCGAAGAACAAUUCUUUGCAUGCGAAUCUUGCGAGGAGAUACUGUUUCAGAAUGGGGAUGGCUCGACCCUAUUUCGGGCAGAGGGGAGUGGACAAAUGAAGCUACCGCCAGGCAUACGGGUCAGGGCAAAGGGUGGGUCGGCAAAAUCACGACCGGUAGAUUGA